AUGGAACGAGCAUGUUCCGCAUACAAGACUGUUCUCAGUGAGGGUGGUGGCAAAAUGUCGGGAGGACAGAAGCAGCGAGUAGCAAUUGCAAGAGCCCUGAUUCGAAAUCCGCGAAUUCUCCUGCUUGAUGAAGCCACUUCGGCUCUGGAUAACAAAUCGGAACGUGCCAUUCAGGCCGCCAUCGAGCGCGCCGCACAGGGUCGCACGGUCCUAAUGAUCGCUCAUCGACUCUCCACUGUUAGGAGCGCCGACCAGAUUGUUGUAGUGGACAAGGGUGAGGUGAGGGAAAUGGGCACCCAUGAGGAGUUGCUGGCCAGGGGUGGUGUCUACGCCACCAUGCUUUCUAAGCAGGUGAGUUUCAUCACUUUGAGAAGAUUAAAUGACAGUCUGCCAGUGUUUUGUAGACGGCGUCACCUCAGGUUGGGUUUACACAUAUUCGCUCUAGCCCUCAGCAAAACUUUUCUUUUUGCAUUAGAGGUCAAGUUUUCGACUGGGGUAUCAGGCAAAAGUAGUUUAGAUAGUCCCACUCAUAUCCCUAGUCCAAGCAUUUUUUUCUACGAAAACGGUGGUUAUAGGGUUUCGGGGGUGGUGAAAUAG
This is a messenger RNA of Dibothriocephalus latus, 597 nucleotides long. The record is from the annotation of a GenBank genome assembly. Lineage: Eukaryota; Metazoa; Platyhelminthes; Cestoda; Diphyllobothriidea; Diphyllobothriidae.